This is a messenger RNA of Lasiodiplodia theobromae, 1377 nucleotides long. Its product is annotated as Zinc finger C2H2-type protein. The transcript has a single exon. The record is from RefSeq and is a predicted model, not a curated record. Lineage: Eukaryota; Fungi; Ascomycota; Dothideomycetes; Botryosphaeriales; Botryosphaeriaceae. Bases 1 to 1377 code for a protein of 458 amino acids.
AUGGCUACCCCGAAUUCGAACAUCAAUGCUCCAACUGAGCAGACUACUACCACAAUUCGCGAUGAAGGUGGCAACCGCACCACCAACCCCGGCAAAAGCGCUCUCAGGCCAUCCGCUGCCAUACCCAAUAAUAACCAAAGCAGUGGUAGCAAGCCACCAAAGAGAACUAAGAAGAAGUCGAUAAUCGCCACUGCUGCUGUGGUGAAGAAAGAACAACAGCCAGCGCAGAAUGAUUCUGAGAAACAGCUGCCAAGCAGCAAGUCCACAAAGAAGAAGAAAAAGGCGAAGAACAAAAACAAGAGCGAAGGAGACGACAGCGGCACAAAUCGAACCAAAGACAACAACGGAAAUAACACAUCGAGUAGUAGCAACCCCAAUGUUAGCAACAGAGGCGGUAACAGCACCAACACACCCGGUCGUCACGGUCAACCCCCCACUAUCCCAUGCGACUGCGGCAGGAAAUUCCAAACCCUGGGUGCGCUGCGGACGCACCGCGAGAACGCGAAGGCACACGGCCCGUUCCGUGACAGGCCGGCUAUGGUGCUUAUGAAGGCUUUGGGAGAGGCUCCGCCAGCUUUAAUUGAGGGGGCGCGGCUAAACAACGUUACCGUUGGUGGAAAUGGUGUAUUGGAAAGGGAGGAGGGAGAGGGGACAAACGUGCAUCUUUGCGAGUGCGGGCGCGUUUUCGAUACCUGGGCUGAGGUGUACAAACACUUGCCCGGCUCAUCAGUACACACGCCCGGGAGUCAGGUGGCCGUGUACACGGGGAAAGCCCGUCGCCGGGAGGAAGAGGGUAAAGAUCAAGAGAAGGAGCAAAAGAUGAGAGAGGAGGGUUCGAGUUCGUCAUCGAGCCGAAAGUCCAGGAGCGUUAAGAUUGCUGCCAAUGACGCGAAAAGUAGUGGUGCUGAGGAUCGUUCAUUGAAGGGCGGCGUACAGUGCAGUUGUGGGAAGACUUUGAAGGACGCGAAAGCGCUGCGCAACCACCAGCGGCAAUCUGCAAAGCACAGAUCGUCACCUGAGACUGCAGCAGGAGACUCAGGCUCGAAGCAGAAGCAGACAAGUACUACCAACCCCAUUUCCGCAAACCAGGCAGCCGAGACGAACGCUUUACCCUCCUCUUCCUCGGCAAAAAAGGCGAAGCCCCCCAAGCCGAAGUAUCACAGUCAGCGUGACCGUCCAGGUCGAAGUGGUGGUGGAGGUGGAGGUGGAGGUGGCGGAGGAUCUGGAGGAAGUUCAUCCUCAGGGUAUGGCUACACCAGUGGAAAUUUUGGCUACGGCUACGGUUACGGCUACGGUUUUGGAGGCGGAUAUGAUUGGGGUCUUUGCGAUAAGGACUGUGGUUGGUGUGGCCACUGCAUGGAUGGAGUUGACAUCUGA